Molecule: messenger RNA, 4288 nt
Organism: Poecilia reticulata (guppy)
Lineage: Eukaryota; Metazoa; Chordata; Actinopteri; Cyprinodontiformes; Poeciliidae
Source: RefSeq, a predicted model, not a curated record
GCCGAUGUGUGUCGGUGUUCUUCCUGAAAAGACACUCGCAUUGAAGCCGCUGAUGUCGCCGCAGAGAGGUCGCUAGGUUAAGUAGAUCUUCUAAGCCUGCUCUCGCUUGGCCACGAACCAUCCGCUCUCAGAUUAAAACCCAGGGUUCUUCGCUUCAGACCUUCGUCCUUUUAGAUGCCGCACAGCCUUCUCAAAUGGCUUGUUGUCUGAAGGACGAGCUCCUCUGUUCCAUCUGCCUCAGCAUUUACCAGGACCCCGUCAGCUUUGGCUGCGAGCAUUACUUCUGCAGGAAGUGCAUCACCGAGCACUGGAGCAGGCAGGAGCUGCACGGGACGCGGGACUGCCCCGAGUGCCGCCGGACCUUCGCCGAUCCRCUGCUGUCGCCAAGCCUCAAGCUGUCCAACAUUGUGGAGCGCUACUCGGCCUUCCCGCUCGACGCCAUCCUGAACGCGCAGAGGAGCUCCUACCCCUGCAAGGACCACGAGAAGGUCAAGCUCUUCUGCCUGACGGACAAAAGCCUGGUGUGCUUCUUCUGUGACGAGCCGGCGCUUCACGAGCAGCACCAGGUGACCACCAUCGACGAGGCGUACGAGGAGAUUCAGAGGGAGAUGAAGGAGCAGCUGGCUUCGCUGCAGGACAGCGAGAAGGGACACUCCGAGGCCCUCCAUCUCCUGCGGAGACAGCUCACGGAGACCAAGUCUUCAGCCAAGAGUCUUCGUGCAACCAUCGGCGAUGCGUUCGAGCGGCUUCACCGCUUCCUCCGAGAGCGCCAGAAGAGCAUGCUGGAGGAGCUGGAGAUGGACACGGCCCGCAAGCUGGCCGACAUCGAGCAGAAGAUCCAGUGCUACAGUCAGCAGCUGCGCGACGUCAAGGAGGGCAUCCAGAUCCUGCAGGAGCGCCUCAGCGAGACGGGCCGCCACGACUUCCUGGAGGGCGUGGCCAUCACAUCCGAGAGGGUUAAAGGGAAGAUACACGAGACCAAUCUGACUUAUGAGGACUUCCCAACRUCCAAGUACAUGGGGCCCCUGCAGUACACAAUCUGGAAAUCGCUCUUCCAAGACAUUUCACCAGGUAAGGGAGCGCUGCACAAACUACAGCUGUCAGGCUUAAAGCUGGGCGCCGAGGGCUUCGUGUCGGGCGUCCACUACUGGGAAGUGAUGGUGUCGGAGAAGACGCAGUGGAUGAUCGGCGUGGCCAACGAGACGGUGAGCCGCAAGGGCAGCAUCCAGAUCCAGCCCAGCCGCGGCUUCUACUGCAUCGUGAUGCAYGACGGCAACCAGUACAGCGCCUGCACCGAGCCCUGGACGCGCCUCAACGUCAAGAGCAAGCUGGAGAAGGUGGGGGUGUUCCUGGACUACCCGAAAGGCCUGCUCAUCUUCUACAACGCAGACGACAUGUCCUGGCUCUACACGUACCGGGAGAAAUUCAUCUCCAAGGUCUUCCCUUAUUUCAGCCCCGGCCAGAGCCACGCCAACGGCAAGAACGUGCAGCCGCUGCGCAUCAACACCGUGCGGCUUUAAGGGGAAACGCCGGCUGGUUGCAGAUGACCAAACAGAUGAUUGAAUCUUAGGUGACAGAAAUGUUUAAAAAUGUAUAUCGGGGGUGUUAAAAUGUUUUCUUCAGUUCUGUCAAGAAUCAUGCUUUGCGAAAUGUUUAUUUUUUAAGGACCUUAAAGUUGUCGUUUGCACUUGGACCUCAUUGAGCAUCCUGUURGGAACAAAGAUGACACUAAGUGGAGAAACGUCGUCGGUUCUCCUGGGCUUUGACAGACGGAGACGAAGAACAUUCCUCUCAGAGUCGCUGUCUGAGGCCCACCUCACACUCCCAGGCGACUCGCUCUCACUAUAAACUCUUGCCUGUCAGGCUCCAUGUCGCCUGUUUGUUUCCAAACAAGUGCACCAGUGAAGAACAGGCACUUGUCUCCUGCUAUACUGCUGGCUUCCUGUGCUAGCUGUGAUUGACAGCACGCCUGUUGGUUUGUUUUUUUUCUCCGUUUUUCAGACGGUGACUCACUCGUGUCAAGUGUGCUCGUAUCUUGGGGUUGUUGCUCUUUUGUUUUUUAUAAGUUAAUUUGUGGAUUUUGGCUUCAGAAGAGCCUUAAAUAAGAGAGUAUCAUUUUUGUUUUGGACUAUUAUGUUUCUUUCUGCGGUCGCUCUCUGUGUAGUCCGUCAUUGUGAAGAAAACCUGUGUGUGUGUGUUUGUGUUCUGUCUGUUUUACUUCUAAACACUUAAGAGUAGAAGAGCACUACUUGCAGUGUCUUGCAAAAGUAUUCACACUUCUUAUAUUUUGUCCCAUUACAAACAGAAUUUAAAGGUAUUUUAUGUGACUGAUCAACACAAAGUGAGUUUGAUGUGAAGUGAAGAAGGGAUACAUGGUCUCUGAAAAGUGUGGCAUGCAUUUGUAGCCGACCCCUUUUCUUUGCAAAACGGGUCAAGCUCAGACUGGAURGAGAACUGGRUGAAGUUUUAACAUAGAUUGUCCACUAGAUUUAAGUCUGAACUUUGACUAGGCCAUUCUAACACAGGUAUCCAUUUUGAUCUCAGGCUACAAAACGAAAGUAGAACCUCUGCCCUGGUUUGAUUGCCCUCAAUUCAACUCCAUCCAGCUUCCUGUCAACUUUGACCAGUUUCCAUGUUGAUGAAAUACACAGCAUGAAGCUGCCACUACCAUCUUUCUUGUUGGGGGUGGUGUGUCUUUUUUGGGGGGUGGGAGGGCGCGGGUUGUAUGUUGGUCAAAAAGUUGCUUGGUUCUGUUUUUUUUUUCUUGCCAGUCUUCCAUAAGACAUUUGAGAAGAAUAUAAGUGACAGAUUCUUCCACCUGAGCUAUGAAUCUCUACAUACCCUCCAGAGUUGCCUUUUUGUGUAAUUUCUGAGGGAAAAUGGUUGCACAGGUUUUAUUUGUAAAGUGUUUAAGAGGGGUAAAAACRAAUGCUUUCCCCACUUGUGUGUAAAAACCAUAGAAACUCAUCAUCAUCCUACUUGUACAUCACAACUAAGCAUUACUCUCUCUUGUUUUCACAUCAUAACAUAAAAUGUUGGCUGUAGCUUCAUGAAACAUGGCUGCAUCAGGGGUGUGAAUACUUUUCUAAUGCAUUGUGCUCAGUAGGUAGUUUUAAAGAGGCAGGACGUUGCUUAGGCAAAUGCUGCUAUUGGUGAAGCGAGGACCUUCUAGUUUGUAUAUAAAGUAAAAAGGAAGAAGUCUCCCGUGGAGUUGUUCAUAUUUAAGUUGCUGUCCUUUUCCUGAGACGUCCACAUGUUUUUCUUCCCUCAUCUUGUSUUAAUAUUAAAUGAAUAUUAAAUUAAGUAAAUAUUGAUCCUUGUUGUCGAGGGAGAUGUGAGGAGAGAACCGGUGUCCUCUUCUAUUAAUUCCCCUCAUUUGUUAGAUGAAAUUGAGCUGAAUGUUUAGAGAAGAGGCAGUGGGCGGGUGAGUUAUGUGCUGGUGUUGCAUGAUGAUAAAAAUCACAGAUCAUUCCUUUUGAGGCUCGGUCAUGUUCAUUUCUGUCCCAUGUGCCUCAAGUGCUCUUGUUUYAUCGUUAGUCACACACGAGUCCUGCUGUCUGGGGUCGCAAAUCCAACUUCAGUUGUCGCUAGUGAAGCCGAACCGCCCAAGCGAUGGGGGGGGAAGUGGUAAUAAUUGCACAAUUGUUCAAGAUCAGGUCGAUCUCAAYCAACAAAUAAUGAAACAAAAGCAGCAGCCUUCCUUUGCUACUGUAUUUUUUAUGUUUGCAUUUGUGCGUGUGUCGUCUUUGUUGGUUUAUAAAGUGAAAAUUGCCCUCACUUCGAUAGGAAAUGAUUCUGGUAUGUGCCGUAGGACGCGAAUCAAGCUGCGAGUCGGUGGCUGUUUUAACAUGCACAGAUCUGCAGGAGUCUCUGAUGAUCCUCAAGUUAUGAGUCAUUUUUGCAGAGCAACACCUGGAUCUGCUUGUUACCCAUGAAAAGCCUGCUGUUAGGUUUAUUUUAAGGUUUUAGGCUGAAGUUGCAGACACUGUGGAGAGCUUUCUGAUGUUUAAAGAUUAAAGAGAAUUUGACUCCAGAUUGUUUUGCUGCAUUCAGUGGAAAUAUUACAAUUAAUAGGAGUUGUGUUGGGUCACUGUUGAAUCUAUUGGUAAAAAUAUAUAUAUUAUGCUCAUAACUAUGACACUUUAUAUGGAUAUAAUGAUGACUGUGUCUUUUGAUGAUGGCCUCUUYGCACUUGUUGUGUUAAAAACAAAAACCCUCCAGUGGGCUUUUGCUGCUGGAGGAUUGUGGGAAAUGUUUUAAUGUACAAUAAACCACUGUAAAAACAUCA